ACAAUGGCUGCAGCCUACGGUUACCUUGUGUGUAUACUCUGCUGCUAGUGCUCUCUCCCUGUAACACACACAUGUCACACACACUGGUGUGUAUGCUGUGGUGAUAUACUGCUGCUGUGUGCAUGCAUCUGAUGCAGCUGAUGCAGUGAUACCCGGGAGUAACAGUGUGCUGCAGCCUGAUAGGUACCCACUGGGUGCCCCCCUGGCAGUGGGCACAAUGAAGGACACGGAGGAGAAGCAGAGGAGUAUAGUGGAGGAGCUUUUGGCCAAUGAUGAUGAGGCUCAGGUGGAGCGCUUAAAGAAGACUUUGAAAGCCCAACAUGAGAAACUGAAGAAAGAGCUGAAAGCCAAUGUCAUAGAUGCACCUGGCGGUGAUCUAGUGGAAGAUAUCGGGCCUGUAACACAAGGACGGCGCAGCUUGCCACCACUCAUUACCUCUACUCCGGGGGCCAGCUUUGGUGAAUCUUCCCUGAGAGAGCGUCUGAGAGAGAAGCUGAAAGCCGGGAGGUCCAAAGCGGAAAGUGCGUUCCACCACGUGUCACCCAGUGUCUCCCCUCGGAGCCUUACUAGACACGCAGACACUGUUACCAAGUUUGAUGAGCAGGAGAUUGUCCCACUUCAGAGAGUGAAAGACGUGGAAACCCAGCUGAAGUCCAGAGUAAAAUUCCGUGAUGCCGUUAAGUCAAUCCAGAGAAAGUCACACGUCCCGGAUGGAUUCCCCACAGCUGAAGAAGCCUUCAACUUUUUCACAUGUAGCUUUGAACCAGAGCCAGAGGAGACGCAGGGCACAGAGAAGGCAGAAGAAUCUGGUUCUAGGGCUGAUCAAGACCAGGCAGAGGAUGGAGAAGAAAGAAUGGGAGAAGAGGAGUCCUUGGUUCCAGAGGAUGAUCUGUUCCUCAUAGAACAGACAGCACGUGACUUCAUAGAACUGAUGGCUGCUGAAUACGAGGACUAUGACAGCCGGCUACAGAAGGAGAGAGACGUUCUCUUUAUGCCAAGCACUCGCCCAGUGCCAUCUUCUCAGAAGCUGCCAGAAAACAUGCAGCCCAGGUACCUGGAAGAUGAGGGUUUGUACGCUGGGGAGAGGCCGAAAGUGUCCCGGACCAAUCAGAACCUCCUAGAGAACAGGAUUCUCCGGCAAGUCGAGGGAAAGAAAUGGUUUGGGGAGGAUGGAAACAUUUUAGCAUUGGACAAUCCUAUAAAACCCUCCCCCACGAGACCUCCGUUUUUCUCCCUGGAUGAAGGGAUAGAUCCAUCACUGGAGACCCUAUACGUAAAGGCAAAUCCAAACCAGAGACUGAACCAUUACACAGAGCUUCAAGGAGAGUUCCAGCUGGAUAUUGAUAUCUCCGGGGUCGUCUUUAGCCACCAUCCCCUGUUCAGCCGAGAGCAUGUUCUAGCCUCUAAGCUGUCCCAGCUCUAUGAUCAGUAUCUGGAGAGGAAGCAGAAGAACCUAUCCAGGCUUCUGACGGACAAGCUGCAUGCCUUGAGGAAUGCUGUGCGCAACAGUUCUGGAGGAGGUUCUGGCAGAAGCGCCAUUGCUGGAAAAAGCAUCUCUGACUAUAAGGCAGAAAUCAGACAAACCAGAAAGUUUCGAGAUGCAGAGCAAGAAAAAGACCGAAUUCUUCUCAAGUCCCUCAUAAAAGUUUGGAAAGAAAUAAAAUCCCUGCGAGAAUUUCAGAUGUGCACCAACACCCCCGUGAAACUUUUCUUGCGAAAGGAAGAAGUAAAUAAGAAAACUGACAAGGAAGCGUAUGAAGCUGAGAUUCAAGCUGAAAUAAAUGAACUAACGGAAGAUCAUAUGAUGGACUAUGACAAGAAUUUAAAGCAAUACAAAUCUGAUCUUCAGCAAUGGAAAUCUUGGAGAAGGGCACAGAAGCUGAAGAAUAAAAAUAGAAAGGAAGGUAUGGAAGAAGAUGAAGCAGACGCUGGCUACAUGCGAGAGCCACCCACCAAGCCCAUUCCACCAGCGCAAGUAGACAUACAGGAUGUAGAACUACAAGUCCGUGACAAAGCUGCAAGCAUCAGGAGAAGACCGGGAGAACCUAUACUUCAUCCUGAGCUCACCCUGUCAGCAGAUGUCACCCCUAACAACAUGUGCCCCAGGGCAGAAGCAUUAAGACGUGCAGAUCUGCAGAAACAUUCACUGUUCAUCAAGAUCCUUUUCAACAACAAAGAGGUUUCCAAAACUGUGACAAACCGACUGGGAUCAGACUUCAGAGUCCACCUGGGACAGAUCUUCAAUCUGCAGAUAUUUAGCUGGCCUGAGAGCAUACAGCUACAGGUAUAUGAAACACGGGGACAUUACCUCGCUAACCUGCUGGCUGAGGUGUUCCUCCCUAUUCCUGAGACCAACAUGCUAACUGGGCGAGCUCAGAUGGAGGAAAUUGAGUUUAGCAGCAACCAGCGAGUGAUGUACGAUCAUGAAGGGGUCGGCAGUGAUGUCCCACUGUCCUUUGAAGCUGACGGUAGUAAUAGGGUGACUCUGCUGACAUCUGGAAAAGUGUCUUAUUGUGUUUCUUGGGCAGUUGGGGAAAACGGCGUGCCACUGGCUCCUUCACUACAACACAGCGCUGCCAAACGGACAUUAACUAACGUAGACCCAGUAUCGUCUAUUGGAGCUUCUGGACUGACUGACAUGAAGAAAUUAGCCAAGUGGGCAGCAGAAUCAAAGCUCGAUCCUAAUGAUCCCAGAAAUACAUCUCUCAUGCAGCUCAUAAAGAUUGCAGACAGCGGGAAUGCCUAUGUUCCUGAAUUCUUCAGGCUUGAGCAGCUGCAAAAGGAGUUUGACUUUGUGACCGAUGAAGAACUGUCCAAAUCGAAACGGUUCCGGCUUCUGCAGCUCCGUAACCAAGAGGUCGCAGAGUUCCGCAACUACAAAAUGGUGCCUAUAAAGGAGAGAGAGAUUCCUGACAAGGUGUUUGCGAGUUGUGAGAAGAGAUUGCGGGAUGAAGAUGUGGGCAUUGCAGAAACACACUUAGAUGCACAUAGGAUUCGUGUUGCUAAAUACCUUCAUAAGAUUAGGGAAUCUGUGAUAAAUCGGUUCUUGAUAGCAAAACAUCACUUCAUUCUCUCCGACUUGGUGGUGGAAGAAGACAUCCCUAGUCUUGGGAUCCUGGGAAUGGACCUCUUCAAACUGGCUGAGCCAAAGCGCCCGCUGAAGCCGAGGAGAAAGGAAAGGAAGAAGGUCACCGCUCAGAAUCUGACCGAUGGGGACAUCAAGGUCCUGGUGAACGUCAUCCGAGCUUACGACAUUCCGGUUAGAAAACCAGCGCCCAGCAAAGCAAAGCAGCCGUCCAGAUCCACGAGGUCAUUUAAUGAGAUGUUCACAACUUCUGCGUCACCUCAAAACCAGGCCCAGGCACCAGAGUGGACCGUUAAUCAGGUGUUGGUCCGGCCAUUUGUAGAAGUUUCGUUUCAACGUACUGUGUGUCAGACCACAACGGCUGAUGGGCCCAACCCAAACUGGAAUGAAGAACUGGAACUGCCAUUUAGGGCUCCUAAUGGUGAUUACAGCACCGCUAGUUUGCAGUCUGUAAACGAUGAUGUAUUCAUCAACGUGUUUGAUGAAGUUUGCUUUGAUGUAUUAGAGGAUGAUCGAGAGAGAGGAAGUGGAUACCAUACACGAGUGGAGAGACACUGGCUCGGUUUCAUCCGAAUUCCAUUUACUACCAUCUAUUUCCAGGCCAGGAUUGAUGGGACGUUCCUGAUUGAUAUUCCACCUGUGCUCCUGGGGUACAGCAAACAUCACAAUUUGGGAAACGAUGGGGGCUACGAAUCAGUGCGCAGCCUGAGCCAGGGCUCCUUCCUAACCCUCUUUAUCACCAUUGAACCUCAACUUGUGCCUGGAGAACCCAUCAGAGAAAAGUUUGAUAGCCGGGAAGAUGAGAAACUGCUUCAGGCUGCGGAGAAGUUUCAGAGUGAAGCCUUAUUAAAGUUCUCAAACCGGCAGUGCCUAACCACUGUCACUGAUAUGAACGGGACUACGGUUUUCAUUACUAGAUAUAUAAAGGCAUUGAAGCCUCCGCAGGAACUUCUAGAUGCUCAUCCAAAUAAUGCACCAGCAACAACAGAGCUGGUUGCACGAUACGUCUCACUAAUUCCCUUCCUGCCGGAUAACGUCUCUUUUGCUGGAGUCUGCAACCUAUGGAGUACGUCAGAUCAAUUUCUUGACCUUCUGGCUGGAGAUGAAGAAGAACAUGCCGUUCUGCUGUGCAGCUAUUUCCUGGCCAUGGGGAAGAAGGCAUGGCUGGUAAUUGGAAACGCCAUUCCUGAGGGGCCCACUGCGUAUGUGCUGACCCUGGAGCAGAAUCAGUACAUUAUAUGGAAUCCCAGCAGCGGCCAGUGUUACAGCCAGUAUGACACAUUCUGCCCAUUGCAAAGUGUGGGCUGCUUGAUCAAUGCAGACAAUGUCUGGUUCAACAUUCAACCUCAUGAUUCUCCAAUGGGUAUAAACUUUGACACAGGACGGCCUAUGCAGUGGAAACCAUUCUUCUCGCGAAGUUUACCAAAUCCAGGACUUUCCAGCGUCCAGCCAGAAGAAAUAAUUUAUCAGCCUGCAGAUAAGACUGCCGCCAUGGAGCUUCAAGACAGGAUUGAGAAGCUGCUAAAAGAGAAGAUCAUGGAGUGGAGGCCGCGGCAUCCCACCCGCUGGAACAGAUACUGCACCUCCACUCUCCGGCACUUCCUUCCGUUACUGGAGCAGAACCAGGGCAAAGAGGUGGAGGAAGACCACCGGGCGGAGCUGCAGAGACAGCUCGGAGACUACAGGUUUUCUGGUUUCCCAAUCAACAUGGCGUUCUCCGAGGUGAGACCUCUCAUAGAGGCCGUUUACAGCACCGGGGUUCACAACAAUGAGGUGCCCAGUGUGGAGUUUGCCCUGGCCGUGUAUGUUCACCCCUUUCCCAAAAGCAUCUACUCAGUAUGGAUAUACAUCGCCUCUCUGAUCCAAAGCAGAUGAACGGAGGAUGGGAUGUGACAGAAACCCAUGUGACCAGACCUGGCUGGGGGGUGGGGUUCUGCUUCUCAGCUGAUGCCGGAUAAGCACAUGCGUAAUCCCCUAUCAGUAAUAGACUCCAGGGGAUACAUGUACUAAGC
Pseudophryne corroboree (corroboree frog) is the source of this 5097-nucleotide messenger RNA. RefSeq names its product coiled-coil and C2 domain containing 2A (gene CC2D2A). Lineage: Eukaryota; Metazoa; Chordata; Amphibia; Anura; Myobatrachidae. The transcript has 36 exons. The record is from RefSeq and is a predicted model, not a curated record. Gene Ontology annotation, biological process: non-motile cilium assembly; protein localization to ciliary transition zone. Gene Ontology annotation, cellular component: ciliary transition zone. The coding region runs from base 218 to 4960 and encodes 1580 amino acids.